Messenger RNA from Miscanthus lutarioriparius, 3393 nucleotides. The record is from the annotation of a GenBank genome assembly. Lineage: Eukaryota; Viridiplantae; Streptophyta; Magnoliopsida; Poales; Poaceae.
AUGCUCUCUCAGCAUUACAGAGCAUCGCCCGACGAUGUGGAAAUUUUGGAAUGUCUAUCCAGUUCAGUGGAUCGCCAGAGUGACACAGGUUGCAGUAUUUCUAGGAGCAAUACCUGUAAGAAAUCACUGUAUAAUAGACCUCCAAUAGAUUAUAGCCGCUUUGAUCAGAUUGCAGGUGAAGAUUCUGAUGCUGAAGUAGCAGACAAGGGUGUAAGUUCAGUGAAACAUAGACAACAAUUCCCUAAAGGAGUACUUCGAGGAUGUCCAGACUGUGCCAAUUGUCAAAAGGUUAUUGCAAGAUGGAAUCCAUCUGGUGCACGUAGGCCUGUUCUUGAUGAGGCUCCUGUUUACUAUCCUACCGAGGAGGAAUUCCAGGACACCUUAAAAUACAUUGAGAGUAUCCGCCCAACGGCAGAACCAUAUGGAAUAUGCCGUAUUGUUCCACCAGCUUCAUGGAAGCCUCCAUGCCUUCUUAAAGAGAAAAACAUUUGGGAAUGCUCAAAAUUUUCUACUCGGGUACAGAAGGUUGACAAGCUCCAAAAUCGUAAAUCGUCCAAGAAGAGCAGAAGAGGUGGAAUGAUGAAGAAGCGUAGAAAGAUUUCAGAGACUGAAGAAAUCAAUCACAAUCAAAUUGGAAUGCAGCAAAACCAAGAGAAAUUUGGAUUUGAACCAGGACCAGAGUUCACGCUACAGAUGUUUCAGAAGUAUGCAGAUGACUUCAGUGAUCAGUAUUUUAUGAAAGAUAAAUGCAGAGAUUCACCACCGUCAGUGGAAGAUAUUGAAGGCGAGUAUUGGCGCAUAGUUGAAAGGCCGACAGAAGAGAUAGAGCAUGUUGAAGAUCAUCAUUUGUACUCACUGAACUACAUGCAUUGGGGUGCUCCAAAGGUGUGGUAUGGAGUUCCAGGAAAGGAUGCUGUGAAUUUGGAGGCUGCAAUGAGGAAACAUCUUCCUGAGUUGUUUGAGGAGCAACCUGAUUUGCUUCACAAUCUAGUUACUCAGUUUUCACCAUCAUUGCUUAAAUCUGAAGGAGUACCAGUCUACCGUUGUGUUCAGCAUGAGGGAGAGUUUGUCCUGACAUUCCCACGGGCAUACCAUGCUGGUUUUAAUUGUGGCUUCAAUUGUGCAGAAGCUGUUAAUGUGGCACCCAUUGAUUGGUUGCCAGUUGGACAAAAUGCUGUUGAGCUUUAUCGUGAACAAGCUCGGAAAAUAACUAUCUCCCAUGAUAAGCUGUUGCUUGGGGCUGCAAGAGAAGCAAUAAGAGCUCAGUGGGACAUCCUAUUUCUCAAGAGGAAUUCUGCUGAUAACUUGAGGUGGAAAAGCAUAUGUGGACCUGAUAGCACAAUAUGCAAGUCACUGAAGGCACGAAUUGAAAUGGAGUUGGCACAAAGACAAAAUGUAUCCUCUCCAUGUCAAUCUAGGAAAAUGGAUGCCGAAUUUGAUUCUACUGAUAGGGAAUGUGCAUUGUGCUACUAUGAUCUGCAUCUUUCAGCUUCUGGCUGUCCAUGCUCCCCAGAGAAAUAUGCUUGCCUGGUACAUGCAAAGCAGCUUUGCUCAUGUGAUUGGAACAAAAGGUUUUUCCUAUUUCGUUAUGAUGUCAAUGAGUUGAAUAUCUUAGCUGAUGCUUUAGGGGGAAAGCUAAGUGCCAUUCACAGAUGGGGUGUCUCUGAUCUUGGAUUAAGUUUGAGCUUGUGUGUCAAACGGGAAAAGGUCCAAGAUUCCAAGACUGUUCGCAGAUUAACUGAUGGCCCAAGACGGUCCUACAUGUCACAGGCAUCAACAGUAUCGUUGGUUCCUUCUUCUGUUAGCACUGAACAGAAAAGCAAUGAAAAUAAGACACUGGAUUUAGGUUGUCCAGGUACGAAUUUACUUAAAAUAAGUCCGGAGGCAAAUAGUGCGUGUCCUUUGACAAAGCAGAUAAAAUCAGAAAAUGUCUCACAGCUAAAGGAGCCAUGUGUGAAGAAUGAAUUAUCAUGUCCGACCAGCAAUGGUACCAGCCGACAACAUAAUGGAGGGAUUGGAGGCCACAAAGUUGCAGCACCAAGCUUGAUGGUUCCUUCUGGUCAAUCAUUUCCUGCACAUGCUGUGAUAAGACCCUUAAUUACUUCAGGUGAAUCCACGAGAAGUGCGCAUGUCUUGGCAGUAUCUAAAGAGAGUAGAGAAACCUCUUCCCGAACUGGAGACUGUACAUCUUCACUUACACUUCGGGAGUAUCAUAACAGGCCAGUGUCAAUGAUUGAUAAUGGAGCUAACAUGAAGCCAGAUCUGGAAAACUUAGACAAUUCUCAUAGGUUGAUGGCAUCAUCAGACUUCAAUGCAACUCUAUGUCAUUCUUACAAGGAUCAAACAUUCUUAACACUGGAAACUAAUACCUCAGUGAUGACUGAGAAAGGUAGCAAUCAGGCCCGUACUGCAAGCCAGCAGUUUGUCAAUACUACUUCAAGAACACAAAAUGUGUCUCAGGAACCAUUGUGUAGUGUCACUGCUCCAAAGCAACUCAUAGAUCCUCAAGUUGUGAAAAACGCAUAUGGUGUUUUUGGUUCAGGCAGUGCCCACCUUGGGCAUCCAACUGUUGGUAAUCAGCAACUAAAUGAGAGAUGGCAUCAAAGACAAUCUGAUUCUCUAUCCAGUGUGGAAGUUAGAGCUAGGGGCCAUUCAGCUAUGGUAGUGCAGCCUGCUCUGGAAAAUCACAGCAGAAAUGGAGUUGCACAGAAGGGUCCUCGCAUAGCUAACGUUGUACAUAGAUUCAAGUGCUCUGUUGAACCUAUAGAAAUUGGUGUUGUACUAUCUGGGAAGUUGUGGUCCUCAAGUCAAGCAAUCUUCCCAAAAGGGUUUAAGAGCAGAGUAAAAUACUUCAGUGUUGUAGAUCCAGUACAAAUGACAUACUACAUAUCUGAAAUAUUGGACGCUGGACAGCAGGGACCUCUUUUUAUGGUGACUGUAGAAAACUGUCCUGGCGAUUUUUUCAUAAACAUCUCUCCUACCAAGUGCUGGAACAUGGUUCGUGAAAGGCUUAAUAUGGAAAUAAGGAGGCAGCUCAAUAUGGGAAGAGCUAAUCUUCCUACACUACAGCCUCCAGGAUCAGUUGAUGGUCAUGAAAUGUUUGGGUUGUUAACACCAGCAAUAGUUCAGGCAAUUGAGGCUCGGGACAGAGAUCACGUCUGUACAGAGUACUGGCGAUCAAGGUCCCAUGUUACAAUUGAGAAUCGAGACAAUCAGAAUAUGCCACCUCAGGAUCCAUUGCUUAUUGCACUGAGGGGGCUCUUCCAGCGGGCUAAUUGUGAUGAACUGCGAGCACUACGCAGUUUACUGAUGAGCAAUAGAACUCUGGACGACAGUUCUAGGCAGCAGGCUUGCCAAAUCCUCGAUGAGGAGAUUGCAAAGCAAUGGCACUGA